Caenorhabditis briggsae is the source of this 1053-nucleotide messenger RNA. Gene Ontology annotation, molecular function: transmembrane transporter activity. Gene Ontology annotation, biological process: transmembrane transport. The record is from RefSeq and is a predicted model, not a curated record. The transcript has 6 exons. The coding region runs from base 1 to 1053 and encodes 350 amino acids. NCBI's taxonomy places the organism in Eukaryota, Metazoa, Nematoda, Chromadorea, Rhabditida, Rhabditidae.
AUGAAUUCUGCAGUUUCCCAUGAAUCCAAAGGUUACCCUUCAAAACUUCGACACCGGACCCGAUUCUUGAUUCUAUUCAUAUGUCUUCUAUGUCUUGCGAUUUCUCAAUCCAACACAUUGACUCUAAAUUUCACCAUCAUUUGUAUGUCAACAAGUUACAAUGUGACCUCGAUGGACUUUUUGAUGAACAAACGGAUUUUGGAAAAACGUUAUCUAUAUUCAGCUUCUGAAUCUAAUUCAUUAUUCUCAGCAGUCGCAAUCGGAGCAAUAACCGCCGUCUACCCAUUUAUGUAUAUAAUUCAAAAAACUGGAUCUCACGCCGUUGUAACUCUAGUUGGCUUUUUCUCCGCCCUGACUACUGCUCUAAUUCCAUGGAUGGCCUAUUUGGGAUACUAUCCUCUCCUAGCAAUGCGAUUUUUCCAAGGAAUGGGGCUUUCUACUGGAUUCACAUUAAUCGGAAUAGUCACCAGACAAUGGUCCAUGCAAGCACAAGGAGCAUUCUUUUUUGCAUGUCUUUCUUGUUUCUUUCAGCUUGGUCCGAUAUUCACUAUGCCUGUUUCUGGAGCUCUCUGCACUUCCUCUAUUGGCUGGCCUUCUGUGUAUUAUGUGCAUUCGCUGGUUACAAUUUUGAUAUUCACAGUGUUCUUUGUUUUUUACAGAGAAAACCCAAUCUCUCACAAAUUGGUCACCCAACUUGAGCUAUCCAAAAUUCAGCGUGGCAAACGAGAAACCAAAAGACAACCGGUUCCUCUCAGACAAAUUCUAAAGGAUCCUGUAGUUCUGAGUAUCUGGGCAACAGCUUUGGCAAAUUUCAUGGGAAUCCAGCUGACUAUGCAAUUCUCACCAACAUAUCUUCAUAAAAUUCUGGGAUUCUCUGUGAAAGACACAGGACCAUUCAGUGCUCUUCCACAAGUGAUAACAGCAUUUGUGAAGGUCUCCGCAGGAUAUUCAGCUGAUAAACUAGGAUGUUGUUCGCCAAACACAUCGGUUCGGAUAUUCAAUAAUGUUCUGCUAUUUAUGCAGCCCAACACAAUCACUUCGUCAUGGGAAUGA